Molecule: messenger RNA, 1973 nt
Organism: Triticum aestivum (bread wheat)
Lineage: Eukaryota; Viridiplantae; Streptophyta; Magnoliopsida; Poales; Poaceae
Product: putative pentatricopeptide repeat-containing protein At3g15930
Exons: 3
Coding region: 13-1359 (448 amino acids)
Biological process (GO): RNA modification
Molecular function (GO): protein binding; RNA binding
Source: RefSeq, a predicted model, not a curated record
UCUACCUCAGUGAUGCCCCCAGACCAAAUGGCGUGGUGGCCGCUCGCCGCCGCGCCCCGCCGCCUCCGCAGACUCGUCGUCGCUGCCUUCCUCUCCACAGCGCCCUCCCACGGCUGCCCGCUCCACGCCGAGCUCGCGCGCCGCGGCGCCCCCGCGGCCGCCUCGCUCGCCCUCUAUUCCCGCAUCCGCGCCGCCACGCCGCCCACCGCCUACACCUUCUCGCUCCUCCUCGCCGCCCUCGCCUCGUCCGCCUCCGGCGGCUGCACACGCCUGGCCGCGCCCGUCGCCCACGCGCACGCGCUCAAGUGCGGCGCGCUCGCGCACCCCGUCGUCACCAACUCCCUCCUCAAGCUCUACUGCGCCCUCGGCCUCCUGCCCCACGCCCGCAGGGUGUUCGACUCGGGCGCCGCUCUGGACGCCGCCUCCUGGAACACCAUGGUGUCCGGCUACGGCAAGAGCGGCGACCUGGCAGCGGCGAGGGAGGUGUUCGGCAGAAUGCCCGGGCGGAACCUGGUGUCUUGGAGCGCCAUGAUCGACGCGCUCGUGCGUGCGGCGGAAUUCGACGAGGCGCUGCAGGUGUUUGAUCGGAUGAUGGGGGAGGGUUUCAAGCCGGAUGUGGUGGUGCUGGUGAGCGUGCUCAAGGCGUGUGCUCAUCUUGGUGCCGUUGAGAGGGGUCGCUGGGUCCAUCGGUAUAUGGAAACAGAGGGGUUUGCAGGGACUCAAAGGAAUGUCAUGGCCGAGACCGCGCUGGUGGACAUGUACUGCAAGUGUGGGUGCAUGGAGGAGGCGUGGCGUGCUUUUGACUCUGUUCGCUGCCGCGACGUUGUGCUGUGGAAUUCAAUGAUUGGGGGGCUUGCCAUGAAUGGCCAUGGUGAGCAUGCACUUGAGUUGUUCCAAAGGAUGGUCGGAAACGGCUUUGUGCCAAAUCAGUCAACCUUUGUUGCUGCUUUGUGCGCGUGCACCCACUCAGGUCGUCUGGAGGAAGGGAGGGAGAUUUUCCAGUCGAUGCGGCAGCACGGGAUCGAGCCACAGAGAGAGCACUAUGGGUGCCUAGCUGAUCUCCUUGGGCGUGCAGGACGUGUUGAGGAGGCUGAGACUGUUUUGUUGGAUAUGCCAAUGGAGCCACAUGCGUCGCAAUGGGGUGCGCUGAUGUCUUCAUGCCGGAUGCAUAAUGAUAUUACUGUCGGCGAACGUGUAGGGAAGCGGCUCAUUGAGCUAGAGCCACAACAUGGUGGGCGGUAUGCUGUUCUGUUCAAUUUGUAUGCAGUCAAUGGUCGAUGGGAAGAUGCAAGAGCCAUUCGGCAGAUGAUGGUGGAGAAGGGAGCGAAGAAAGAGCUGGGUUUCAGCUUCAUGGAGUGAAAUGGUUGCUCCAUGAGUUACCCCCCCGACAAGGCAGAUCUAUGCACUGUUGGAAGAUACCUCCUCUGUCCACUGGGAGCGAUUGCUGGUGCUGUUCAUGUGCAACUUCUUGCCAUGAAGCAAGAACCUGGAGAAACAAGCUGCUGAAGCUGGAUUUCCAAGAGAUGGUCAUGUUCCCCUAGCACCUCCCGGCCAGGAUUUGGCCGCACCAUGAGCUCGAGACGGCCCUCUCCAGUGCAUACAUGUGGUACACGAUGUUCAAGAUCUCGCCCAGCCAUCUCGCCAGCUAGGAGGACCAUGCGGCUGUUUAUCAUGCCCGGGAGCCGUCCAGUUUCAGUUGCACUGUAGACUCGCAUUUCCCAUAAGGGAGGGAUCAUGAGAGAUUUCUAUGUUUGUUUUGAGUGAUGUAUUAUUAACAUUGCUCCUAUUUGUAUAUCUUGCUGUGAAACCACAGUCUUGGUGAUAGUAAUUAGACGGCAUCGGAUCUCGAUUUCUUCGUAUUGCUCACAAAUUUGGUGGCAUGUUCCUGGUCGAGUUUGUGACAGUUCACAGCAUAAACUGGCUUGAUAAACAUCACCUUAAUUUCUACUGUAUCUGCUUUUACUUUCCAUGAA